GCAAAAGCACGAGCUCGAUGUAUUCGCUAAUCAAAAUGAAGCCUGAAUCUAUGUAUGUCACGGUCUGAAGGUGGCAUGAAGACAUGAAUCGUUCUCUUGUUUACUCUUCCUGCAAUGAAUCCCGAUCCGCCAGCUUGAGAGCGUGAGAUUAAUGGAAGGCAUGACGGAGGAGUUGGGUGGGCAGUCGGAGAGAGGACAGGACGAUAUCAGUCCUGUAUUACCUAACGACAUGCCUCCGAUCGGCAAGGACUCCGUCUGCGCACCCACAGACCCUGACAAAGAUGACACAGAGCCGCCUCCUGAUUGGCUAAAGCCGCUGGAAGACUGUGAGGAAGAGGAUGACGUGAAAAAUGAUGAAGUCAAGAGCGUUAAGAAACGUGGGCAAAGAGCUAAAAAAAACGUUAAGGCAGGACGAGGAAGGCGGUCAUUGUUGGCGAAUAAGAAUAACUGGGAGGACUGUCCUGACCUGGGCAAAGGCUGGAAACGAAAAUUGAUCAUGUGGGGUGAUGGUAAAUCAGCUGCUUAUUACCUGAGUCCAAAGGGACUGCGUUUUAGGAGCAAGGUCCAGCUUGCCAGACAUCUCCAGCUUGACCUGGCACACUUUGACUACAAAAAAGGAAAGUUUAUGGAUGAAGUUGUUGUUACCAAAAGAAAGCGCCGAAAAGCUGCUGUGACAGAAGACAGCACACAUUCCAGUCUUCCUUCCUCCAGAACUCCCACUCCAGAUCAAGUGACUUCUCGUUUUUCUGAAAAUGUACCCAAAACACCAAAGAACGGACCUCGCAAGCCCAGGAGACCCAAACUCAGUUCCAUCUCACUGUCCACCCCUCCAGCUCCUAAUAGCUUGCAUAUCAGCCCCGCACAGCUCUCACGCAUUUCUCCUGAAAGCCUUCAGCACCCCAGCCUUUCACCUUCUUUAAGACUAAACGAUCUCUCUGCUCAAACUACUUCCCUGCCUCCACUGGCCCCAGUCAGCCCUCUCCAAACCUCAGAAAAUGUCCCUCCUACCUACCUGAAUGGCCCGAACACUCACUCAACAAUCCUUUUUCCACAUCCUACUCCCCAGCUGUCUCGGGACCCGGAUGGAGGAAUGCAGCAGCAUCAUGGACUUCCUCCUAUGGAAGGCUGUGCAAACUGUGGUGUUGAGUUUCCUGGAAUGGGUAAAGGAAAGCAGCUGCUCUGUCCUAAAUGCAGACCAUCAAGAAAGCGUAGUCCUCACAUUGUCUUUAGGAAGGUGGGGAAGGAUAAAUGGGUGCUUGGAAAAUCUAAAAAAGAAAACUUGCUGAAGAAUUUUCCCUCCUCAAGGACGAAAAGCCCCUCUUUUAAAUCACCUAGAUUGAAUGCUCAACAGGAAAAGGGAGGAAAGUCAUUAGGAACUGUAAAUAAGGAAAGUGAAGAUGAUGAUGAAAAAUAUUACGAUGUAAAUGAUGACAUACCCGAAGCUUUUGAUAAUGAUGAGUAUGGACCAAGGAAGCGCAAGCGACGGAUGUGUGGUCGGUGUAAGGCCUGUCUUCGUGAGCAUGACUGCAGGAAAUGCGAUUUCUGCCUCGACAAGACCAAAAAUGGGGGCCCGAACAAGCUAAGGCAGAAAUGUCGAUUUCGCCAGUGCCAGGUUCGGUCUCGUCUUCAGAUAGGGUCAGUUUAUUUCACCAAACGUGCUGCCUUGAUGGAAGCAGAAAAAGAUGACCAGAAUUCUCGAAAGCGUAGCAGGUCUUUGGCAAGAAGGAAACUGAAACAUCGACUGUGGAACAGAAAUGUCAGUCUAAAUGAGGACCAAAAUGACAAGGAUGAAGAGGUCUGGCGUCCUGGCAAGAGAGGACAGAGGAGCAGGAGGAGGAAAUGGGGACGUUCUCUUAGACGAGUGAAGUACGACGAUGUGAUAGAGCCUAUUUUUGAAGAUGGAGGAACAGGUGACCUGGUCCAGGACUCAUAUAUAGCAGAUGAUUAUAACAGCAAUGGUUUUUACGAGUCUGAGGAACUCUACUCCAGCAGCUACAUUCAGAAUGGCACUAAUGCAGACGUGUUUGAAAGUCGUCAUCAGCCAGUGAUGGUGGAAUUUAGGCAGUUUUUUCACAGCCAUAAUGGCACUAAUGCAGACGUGUUUGAAAGUCAUCAUCAUCAGCCAGUGAUGGUGGAAUCCAGGCAGUUUCCUCACAGCCACAAUGGCACUAAUGCAGACGUGUUUGGAAGUCGUCAUCAUCAGCCAGUGAUGGUGGAAUCCAGGCAGUUUCCUCACAGCCACAAUGGCACUAAUGCAGACGUGUUUGAAAGUCGUCAUCAUCAACCAGUGAUGGUGGAAUCCAGGCUGUUUCCUCACAGCCACAAUGUCACUAAUGCAGAUGUGUUUGAAAGUCGUCAUCAUCAACCAGUGAUGGUGGAAUCCAGGCAGUUUCCUCACAGCCACGAGUUGGUAUACACUGUGCCAGGUCUGGUGGGGGAAUCUCAGAUAAUGGGCUCAGCAAUGUGUAACGGUGCUCCCAUUCAGCCCUGCAGCAUGCCAGUCCACCCCGCACACCUACAGCUGAAUGACGUUCCAGUCAACCCCACACACCUACAGCUGAAUGACGUUUCAGUCAAUCCUCCACCCCUACGACUGAGUGACAUGCUAGCCUUGCAUGCAGCUCAACAGCUGAAUGGCAUGCCAGGUACUCAUGCACCCCUUCAUCUGAGCAACAUACCAGGCAUAUCCUUACAGCUGAGUGACAUGCCAGGCACUCAUGCACCUCUACAAUUUAGUGUCAUUCAAGACACUCCUGUGCCUUUGCAAUUGGGCGAUGUGCCAGACAAAGCACCCCCUCUGCAGAUCAAUGAGGUCCUGACCAGCAAUGGUGCCUCACUGAGACUCAGUGAUUUUCUAAGGAGUAAUGGAUAUGAACUGGUUGAGGUGGACACGGUAGCCCCAGAGAUUCUUCCAGAUGCACAUCAGGAACCGGAACCUCAGCUUGAACCACAGACUCUGGAUACAUCACCAGAGCAGAGCAUGCAGAGCCACAGCCCGACAGACAGUACUGAGAAGGUUUCAAGCCAGAACUCAGGACUUCUGGAGAUGCUGAGCUCUCUGCGUCGCACAACUCUCCCUGCACACUGGGUGGGUGUGAUGACCAGAGGACCUGUCCUGCAGCUCUUCCAGUGCUCCAAACUCUCGCCCAUGGCUGACACAGUGCUACAGAUCGAGUCGGACUUCCUCUACCAGAUCAGCGUGCAAAACCAGCCACUGCUUCCCACUCAUAUUAUGUACGAACGCCACCAGGGACGCCUCGCAUCUGUUAGCGAUGUGGUGGCGCUUCUGCUCGACCUGGAGGAUUUUAAUGUGUGUCAGGGCUACCAAAGCUUUGAAGUGAACUCCCAGCAAGAGCCACUGCUGUGUGUGCGGGCUGCGUUGUGUCAGCUGCUCGUCCCUCAAAAUGAGGAGUGCUGUGAGAAAUGCCUGGCUGUGAUUGUGUAGGGAAACGAUCCUUGUUAAUGCCAAGGGACAGGAUGUGAUCAGACCCAAGCCAUGCUUGAUGAUUAGUCAAGAAAAUGUGGACGUUGAGCACCUUCUCAUUGCAAUCUACUGUGUUCCUUUACCACUGUUACACUUUAUGUCAGUGCAUUCAUCUUGUAUGAGAACUUUAGCUCAAUGCAGAGGGUUUGUGUUGAUGUGUGAACUUUGCCAAAACUUGAGGUAUCCAACCUAUUUUAUGUUUUGUGUGAAGUUCUGGCAGUUGCGGCUCUGGCAGGAUAGAUGAUAUUCAUCUCAGUGAUGUCAAGCUUGCAAGCCUGUGCAAGUAGUAAUUAUACCUGGUGAUUUGAGAUUUUCCAACCAGUUUCCCAGGACACAUCCUGGAUCUUUAAAAUAUUUUUAUUUUUUAAUUUAUUAUCACUACUGUGACUGUUAAGUGGUGCUGUAAGAGCUGGGUAGAUUUGAGUGCUUCUUCAGUCUUGGCCUGCUCUGCUCUUCUAAUUAGGAAUGCACGAUCCACUACUGAGUAUUUGUAUCAUAGCUGAUAUUGGUCUGAAACUGUUUGAUAUUGGAUUAGUUUUGACACCUUUUCAGAUCGGAUGCUUGUAAUGACCGACAAGAAUCAUACACAGUAACACAGGACACAAACAAUGACACAAACUGAGGUCAACAUCAACCUUUUUUUUUUUUUUUUAUCUGUAAGCUUCUGCCCUUUGUCAGACGCAUGACUUCAAAAUUCAUCUUUGAAGGUUGUGUUUAUACUUGUCAGGUUUGGUUUGAUUAAAACAAACCCUGGUGCGAU
Messenger RNA from Trichomycterus rosablanca, 4244 nucleotides. It is a transcript of the gene mbd1a, whose product is annotated as methyl-CpG binding domain protein 1a. The record is from RefSeq and is a predicted model, not a curated record. The coding region runs from base 152 to 3445 and encodes 1097 amino acids. The transcript is spliced from 21 exons. Lineage: Eukaryota; Metazoa; Chordata; Actinopteri; Siluriformes; Trichomycteridae. Gene Ontology annotation, molecular function: zinc ion binding; DNA binding.